Anopheles coluzzii is the source of this 4422-nucleotide messenger RNA. RefSeq names its product DNA primase large subunit (gene Prim2). Bases 1 to 1818 code for a protein of 605 amino acids. The transcript has a single exon. Gene Ontology annotation, biological process: DNA replication, synthesis of primer. The record is from RefSeq and is a predicted model, not a curated record. Gene Ontology annotation, cellular component: alpha DNA polymerase:primase complex. NCBI's taxonomy places the organism in Eukaryota, Metazoa, Arthropoda, Insecta, Diptera, Culicidae.
AUGCGCGCCAAACGCGCCACAACAACGUCGCUUUGUUGUGGAAUUGGAAGAACCUCGCACUGGGGGCAGACUUUGUGUGUGUGGUCAGUGUUUUUUUUAAAUAAUAACCCCCGCAAAAUGAUCAACUCGAGACAGAACUAUCUGAACGCGAAGCGCUUUUCGGCGGAUCUGGCGCUGGAGCACAUCAUCCCGCACAAUGUGUGCUUCUACCUGAUACCACCGAUCGUGGACCUGACGAUCGACGAGUUCGAAAAGCUGGCCCUGGAACGUCUCAAGAUGCUGCGGCUGCUCGAGCAGGUGACGGCCAAAAACCCAAAAGUGUCCUCGGAAGCGUGGCGCGAGGCUGUACUCGCGGAGGUCAAUCACGAGGGGCUGCGAACGUACGCCAAGCUGGCGCGCGGAAACCUGAACGACGAUGCAAGCAAGGCGGCCCGUCGCAGAGACUAUCUGUCCCACUUCAUCCUGAGGUUCGCUUACUGCCGGUCGGAGGAGCUGCGGCGCUGGUUCGUGGCGCGCGAGAUGGAACUGUUCCGGCUCAAGUUCGGCGCGCUGUCGAUGCGCGACGUGAAGGACUUUCUCGAGGUGUACGAGCUCGACUACAAGCCGCUGUCGGACGAGGAAAAGCUGGACAUUUCCGAGCAUCUGUGCGCGAGCACGUACAACCACACGCGGCUCAAGAUGGAAACGACCGACUUCUACGCGGUGCACUUUACCGAGGUGCUGAAUCUGGUGCGCGACCGCAAAUGCUUCCUCAAGGCGGGUGUCGCGUACAUCACGCCCGAGCACUUCACGCACGUGAUCGGCAAGAAGCACCAGCAGCUGAUCGAGGACGGGCUGAAAGGUCAUCUGCGCCUGCUGCCGACGCUGGAAAUCGACGAGCGGUUCGCGAUGCUGCUGAAAUCGAUCCACACGUCGUACACGGGCAAAAACUACACGGUGGCCAAGACGGGCAGCGUACCGGUGGAAAGUCUCGACCAGCUGUCGAAGAAAUCGUUCGCGCUGUGCAUGCGCAACGUGCACGAUACGCUGCGCGCGACGCACCACCUGAAGCACGUGGGCCGCAUGCAGUACACGCUGUUCCUGAAGGCGAUCGGCGUCACGAUGGAGGAUGCGUUGCGGUUCUGGCGCGAGGAGCUCACCCGCGGCAAGGUGCCGAUCGAGAAGUUCGAGAAGGAGUACGCGUACGCGAUCCGGCACAAUUACGGCAAGGAGGGGUCGCGCAUCAACUACUCGCCGUUUUCCUGCAUGAAGGUGAUCACGACACCGAUCGGGCCGGGGGAAACGCACGGCUGUCCCUUUAAGAAUCUCGAUUCCAGCACGCUCAAGAUGAAGCUGACCGGUUACGGGCUGAGUGCGAUCGAUGCGGACGAGGUGGCCGGGUAUGCGGCCAAGGGCCACUAUCAGAUCGCGUGCGGAAAGUACUUUGAGGUGGUGCACGAAACGAAACUGGAGGAGGGCAUUAACCACCCGAACCAGUACUUCGAGCUGAGCCAGCUGACGAUGGAAGGGAAGGAGCGGCCACGCCAGGGGCAUGCGGCAGCGGCCGCGAACCAGUCGGCCCGCUGGAACAGCCAGCCGAACAGCCAGUCGACGCAGGACGGCGGCAUGGUGGGCGAUUCCAGCACGCUAAACGGGGCGGACGAUGAUCUGGAGCUUUGGGAAAUCAUGGAAUCGAAGGAGAAGGAAACGGAUGCGGACGGUACGAUGCUUGCGGUACCGGUGGCGGAGAGUUUGAGCAAGAAAGUCAGCCCGAAGCAAACGAAAGCGGCGCAGGAAUGGGAUGACGAUGAUUUUGAUAUGCUGGAAUUUAACGAGUAACGUGGUUGGGAGGAAGGGGGGGGUCUAUUUUUAUUUAUUAGUCAAUAACAGGUUCGUUGUACUUUUUUUAUUAACGCAAUGGACAUUAACAUUAAUAAAACGUACGUUUUAAGCAUAUUUCGCUGUUUACAAUAGCUUUAAUAAUAAUAAUAAUGAUAAUAAUUAAGCAAAAUAAGAGAUAAAUAAAAUAAUUAUUUGAAGAAGUGGAAAUAACACCCUAAAACGAAUAGUAAAAUAGUCCAAGAUUCAAAUUACACUGAUUUCGACCGUCAUACGCCUAACAGUAUGCAAUGUAGCGUUUGUUUAAAUGCACGCUUACCUGACGCCUGAAAGUAUGCAAUUGCAUUUUAAUUACAGUGCCCUUCAAAUAAAUCAGUUUACCAACAAAAAAAAUGGUAAUGCACAUUUCAAGUCAUUUUUUAUUCAAGAUAGAUGAAACUUGUGGUAAUGCAGCGAACAUUUGUAAAACAAUCAAAAUAAAAAGAGUUGGUUAAAAUUCAUGUUUCGCUCAUACUUACGUUAUUUUCAUGUCUUUCUUUCCGCCCAGCACACAUGCACACAUUACCUUUCAGAGACAGGUUUAAUGCCACCGCUUCCCUAACAAAGAGGCAAUUUUGGCCGUUUUUUAUACAUUGAACAAAAUAAAAUAACGCUAAUUUCAUUCCUUCGGCGUGCAUUAUCAAACGCGUUAAUAGUAUGUCGCCGUAUUUACACCACCAAAACACUGCCAACUCCAUAUCUCGCGCUUCACCAAGAUUUUACCAUCCCAACCGUCGAGAGAGCGGGAGAGGGAGUGAAGGUCAACAACUCCACGGCCGACCCGCGGGUACCCAUCGAUGAUGACGUAAUUGCGUCAACAGUGAAGAGCUAAUAAGCAGGGCGGCCACAUACAGCCAUACGGCAGAAAAUCCCACAACCGUGUCCGCGUACCCCAAUCACUGUAUGUAUGUGUGUGUGACGCUUUUUCGUAGAUAUUGUACUUUGAAAAAUAAAAAAUAAAAACGCCCUCCGAAGAUUUAACGUUUGGCAAAACUAAAUAGCGAAAUGGUCGAUUUUAUUUGUAAAUAUUUUCAAAAAUAAAGUGAUAAACGAAAUCGAUAAACGCUUACAAAUAAAUAUCUUUCUUCAAAUGACUCUAACAUCUGUCUGUCUCUCUUACGCCGUCGCGCAAACGAACUAGCACAUGGUGCUUCCUCACUUUCUCCCAUUUUUUUCUCUACAAGCUACAAGUAAAUAGUUGAAACAAAAAUUGCAUCCUUUUGUUUGUUUGUUUAUAUUAGCAUUCAUUUCUACACCUCGUGGCGUACACGCUCACACUGGCACGCACUGUGACUUUCGGGGUUCGCUCGCUUUCCGUUUUAAAUUAUAUACAUCUUGCAAUUGCACGCGCAACCACCUCACAAGCACUUCUCAUAUUACACAAAAUUAGGAAACAUUUCUAAACCCGACAACUCCCAAAAGCGUGUUGUCGUGUUAGAGUCACUAGAGUAAAUUGCUUUGAAAUGGUGGUGGGGGAGGGCGGAAGCAUGGGAAAGCAGCUUCCCUUUUGAAAUGUAUGGCAUGUAUCACACCACUUCCUGGCAUGUUAUUUCGAUUGAAAGCAUAGUUUUUACAGAGCGAGAAUUGAAUGUGACAAAGGAAACUGUAAAACUGUGCGGUCGGGAUGGUUUUAGGCAACGCAACAGACUGGGAUCAGAUCGUUUUGACUAUAGAAAACUAUCGGAGAUGGUAGAAAGCAAAAAAAAAGGAAAUAAUCAAUCUAUCGCGCUGUGCAAGAAAGCAGUUACACCUAAAUAAAAGCUCUAUUUAUACUUUAAAAAAAAUCAUGUAAAAACUAACAAUAUGACACUAGCAUUGCGGGAUGCACUUUCAAUGCGACACUUUCUCAUGCUGCGGCGCUGCAGGAGAAUUCGAGUCGACCGUGUCCAUUACGCGCCACGGGUAGGUGGUACGGACAGACACGGACGGCUCGAUCCAACGACUAGAAGCACUUGUUUUUUUUCUGUUUUUGUUUCAACCGAAGUCUAAAGCAUUUGUAAAACAAUCUGACUCGUUUGAAUGCUACUCCUCGGAACUUACUACCAACCCCUGCUACCCUAAAGGAGACUUAACAACCUAUUGCUAACAACAUCGAUCCGCAAAAUCGCUGCUCUCCUCUUGCUUUGUUUCCUGCACAAACAAUCGUUCGCGUUGAACGACAAACGCACAGAGCAAGUAGUGGUAAACACUAGCAUUAUCCACCGUUGUUUUACAUACAUCUCCCGCUAUGGUCCUCCUAUUAGUACCGAGAAGCGCCAAAAACACCCCAAAUCCCCCUGCGGCGGCGUUCCAUACCCAAAUAUAUAGGCUAUCAAUUCUAAUACGAUAAGGCAUUUCUGUGUCUCACAAUGGCAAUAAGCUUUGUUCGCGUAAAUGUGUUUUGUUUUGUUUUGUUUUCGAGUAACUAACUCUCUCUCUCUCUCCCCCCAUUGCGCGUUUCCCUUUACUACGAAAGACCUGAACCUGAAGAGAGCCGCGGAAAUCAAUUCCCGGGUCGUGUAUACACUACCUAGUAGUUUGUUUUUAGUCGCCCUCAUGACGACCGGCGCCUCCCUCUCUCUCUCU